AUGACUUCUGCUUCGUCGAGCAGUGCGCGAUGUCUUUUUGCCGAGUCCAAACAGAGGUUAGCUGAGCGAGUGCAAGUGAACAUGAAUAAUAUUUCAUCCCUGGCCCGCCAGAUCCAGCGAGGAUCAAAAUCUAAUGAGCUCCUUUCCAAAGCAGCGCGGGAGUUUGUAACUACAGAGCACCUCAUGGAAAGCACAGAAGAGAAUUUGAAAAAGAUGCAACUGAUCUCCGUACACAUGGGCUACCAGUUCGAGAACAUUCACAAGUCUGCUCAGAUGCUCACGCAGAUUAGUGAGCAGGUCGCUGCUAUGCAGAGAUGA
Messenger RNA from Ostrinia nubilalis (European corn borer), 318 nucleotides. RefSeq lists its product as uncharacterized. Gene Ontology annotation, cellular component: BORC complex. The coding region runs from base 1 to 318 and encodes 105 amino acids. The record is from RefSeq and is a predicted model, not a curated record. The transcript is spliced from 2 exons. Lineage: Eukaryota; Metazoa; Arthropoda; Insecta; Lepidoptera; Crambidae.